Molecule: messenger RNA, 3159 nt
Organism: Physeter macrocephalus (sperm whale)
Lineage: Eukaryota; Metazoa; Chordata; Mammalia; Artiodactyla; Physeteridae
Gene: HYCC1
Product: hyccin PI4KA lipid kinase complex subunit 1
Exons: 11
Coding region: 372-1937 (521 amino acids)
Biological process (GO): phosphatidylinositol phosphate biosynthetic process; protein localization to plasma membrane
Cellular component (GO): plasma membrane
Source: RefSeq, a predicted model, not a curated record
GCCUAGCAGAGGAAGAUUCUCAUUGGUGGAGAAGUUGCUCUGGUCCCGCCCCAGCGAGCGGCGAUAGGCCGAGCUGGCGUGGGGCGGGGGCGGUUGGCUGCCUGGGGACGGGUUCCUGGUCUUGCCCGUCAGGGUAGAUGGCGGUAGUGGCGGCUCUCGGGGCUGGGUUGUCAGUCAGUGAGCGGAGGGGGAAGAUGGCUCGCGGGGACCCGUUCUGCUAGGAAGAAGGGGGGCAGGUGGUGCUGCUUACUCGGGAGAAAUCAGAGCAGCCGCCGUCGCUGUCGCUGUCGCUGCGAGCCAGACAAGUCGAGGUUCUGGAGGUGGAGCUUGGAGAGCCGCUCUGGUUGAAGGUUUAGAACAGAUGUGGAAAGAUGUUCACUUCAGAGAAAGGGGUUGUGGAGGAAUGGUUGUCAGAGUUUAAGACACUACCAGAAACAUCUUUACCAAAUUAUGCUACAAAUUUGAAAGACAAGAGUUCUUUAGUUUCAUCUCUCUAUAAAGUUAUCCAGGAGCCACAAAGUGAGUUGCUAGAACCUGUCUGUCACCAGCUCUUUGAAUUCUAUCGCAGCGGAGAGGAGCAGUUGCUUCGAUUUACACUGCAGUUUCUUCCAGAACUGAUUUGGUGCUACCUUGCCGUCUCAGCCAGCAGAAAUGUGCAUAGCAGUGGAUGCAUUGAAGCUCUUCUCCUAGGGGUUUACAAUUUGGAAAUAGUUGACAAACAGGGACAUAGCAAAGUAUUGAGUUUUACGAUUCCAUCUUUAUCCAAACCAUCUGUAUAUCAUGAGCCUUCCAGCAUUGGGUCCAUGGCUCUGACCGAGAGCGCCCUAUCCCAGCAUGGCUUGUCAAAAGUUGUGUACAGCGGACCUCACCCCCAAAGGGAGAUGCUGACAGCACAGAAUAGGUUUGAAGUGUUGACAUUCCUUUUGUUGUGUUACAAUGCUGCCCUAACUUAUAUGCCCAGUGUUUCUCUUCAAUCACUGUGUCACAUUUGUUCAAGAAUCUGUGUUUGUGGAUAUCCUCGACAACAUGUAAGAAAAUACAAAGGUAUAAGUAGCAGGGUACCGGUUUCUUCAGGAUUCAUGGUGCAAAUGUUAACAGGAAUUUAUUUUGCCUUUUAUAAUGGAGAAUGGGAUCUAGCUCAAAAAGCAUUGGAUGAUAUUAUAUACAGAGCCCAGCUAGAAUUAUAUCCAGAGCCAUUGCUGGUUGCCAAUGCAAUACAGGCUUCAUUGCCUCAUGGUGCCAUGAAAUCUAGUAAGGAGGGUACAAGGUGUAUUCAAGUUGAAAUCACACCAACUUCUUCUAGAAUAUCGAGAAAUGCAGUAACCAGCAUGUCAAUAAGAGGUCAUAGGUGGAAAAGACACGGAAAUACAGAAUUAACAGGUCAAGAAGAACUGGUGGAGAUAUCUGAAGUUGACGAGGGAUUUUAUUCCAGGGCUGCGUCUAGUACCAGCCAGUCGGGUUUAUCAAACAGUAGUCAAAAUUGUAGUAACAAGGCAAGUGUAGGAAAGACUCAGAGACGGUCAGGAGGAAACAAAACUGGAGGAAAAGAAAAAGAAACUGCAGGGGAGUCUUGCAAAGAUCACUUUGCUCGAAAACAAACUCAGAGAGCCCAAAGUGAGAAUCUCGAGCUUCUCUCCUUGAAGAGACUUACAUUAACAACCAGCCAAUCUCUGCCUAAACCUAGUAGUCAUGGUUUGGCUAAGACCGCUGCGACCGUAUUCAGUAAAUCCUUUGAACAAGUUAGUGGUGUCACAGUCCCAUAUAACCCAUCAUCUGCUGUUGGCUGUGGGACUGGGACAGAUACCAAUAGGUUUUCUGCUUGUAGUCUGCAAGAAGAAACGCUUAUUUACGUUUCUGAAAGGACUGAACUUCCAAUGAAGCAUCAAACAGGUCAGCAGAGACCUCCUAGUAUUAGCAUUACUUUGUCCACAGAUUAAUUUGUAAGGGUUUUCUCACGUAACCAGUGAAUCAGAAAAUACGACUUUGCUUCUUCGUGAAAGUUCCCAGGGUCAUCUUUCAUCCCUGUUCCUGACAGGAGCCCUGAUAUCUUAAAUUCUGAAGGCUACCUUGACUUUAUGAAGGGAAUAAUGUCUAGGUUGCAGUAAGUUGAAAUAUGGUUUUGUUAUUUCUUGGUUGUGUGUUUUCCCCUUGGCUUGAGUCUUUUUUUUUUUUUUCUUACUGUCUUAUUUGUUCCUGUUGCCCUAAGAUUGUCAGUGUGACAAUACAUUUUGGCAGGUUGUCUGAUCAGAUUGGUUACAGCUCAUGAGAGGUUAUGAGUCUUUUUCUUUAAUAACUCCUAUUUUGGUAGCUGUAUGUUUGGCCUUCAGUGUAAAAGGGAAUCUCCUUGCAUGAGAACAGUUUUUUCAAGGUUGAGGCUGUGGUACAACUCCAGGAAUUCUACAGCUGGCUGUUUAGCAAGCCAGUGUGAAAAACAGGCAUGUGAAAAAACAAAAAUGAUAUGUAUGAAAAGUGCCUGCUGAAAAUGUUUGUAACCAGAUCAUCUUUAAGAUUAGUAGAACAGUUUAUAUAAAGCACUGGAAAAUGCCUGGUAACUCCAUAACCUAAAAUAUUAUAUGAUUCCAGGGGAUGGGAAGAGGAGUUUCUAUUGUUAUCUUUGGAACAUUUUUAUAUCAGAAAUCAGAUUGCUAGUAGAUGUGUUGUUUUGAAGUGUUUGAUCUGGAUUUAGCAGGUGAAGAUCCCUUUCAGUUCCUAAGAUGUAAUAGGCCAUACAACUGACUUACCCUGCUGCUGGACUUCAGAAAUCCUACUUAGUUUGGAUUCCCACAAUUCAAAGCACACAUCAUUGAAGACUUCCUAGAAAUCACUGAAUUUUGCAACCCAUCUCUCAAGAUACCAGUGUUUACCAUAUUGAAUUGUUUGUCUACAAAUGAAGGAAAUUAGGUAAAUUUUUCAUCUAUAAAAUAUCAUUGAAAGAAAAUAAAAAUAGUGAAAUAUGGACAAAGGACAUUUAUAUAUUAACUAAUUUAGGGUUAUAUAUGUUUUUGUUCUUAAAUUUAAAAUUUUAAGUAUGAAAAAUAUUAAAUGUGUUUCUUGUUUUGUGAACAGGCCUAUUUGAAAUGUUCUUGUUAUGAUAGAAAGAAUAAUCAAUGUAGUUGCUCCCAACCAAAAAAUAAAAAUAAAAAGGCAAUAUGGCAGAAG